CGCUCUUUUGACGCUCGUAGAGCUUGAAUUUUGCAGCAUUUGCAUCGAUUUCAUACUGCACGGCUUCCCUGCUGCGUGCCCUGAAGCGUUCAUAGCUUGCACUGACGUAGCACCAACCCUGAGCAGCCGAGCAGCCACAACUAGCCUAGCACACUUGGAGAGCGCUCAAAUGCAGCAGGACUAAACAAGUGCUAAUCAAUUCCUCAAAUGCCGCUCCGCAAGCUGCGCACCGCUGCGUACGCCCUCGCCGGUGCCGCCGUCGCCGCGCGGCUCGCCCGGGCCUACCGCCAACGAAAACGACGGCGGCGCCAGCGGGCGCGCGAGGCGGAGUAUAGGGUGGGCCCGGCCUGGCGCCGGCUGCGCGUCGCGCCGUCGACCGUUAAAGGCGCCGGCGAGGGCCUCUUCGCGACGGAGCGCAUCGCCGCGGACGAGACGAUCGGUUUUUAUAGAGGCGAGGUCCUGACGUUAAGGGAGGCUUUACAACUGAAGGACCGCGACUACCUGAUGGGCGGCUUCGGGCCGAACGCCCACGUCGACGCCAGUAAGGCAUUUGCGAUGCCGGGGCGGUACGUGAACGACGCCUUCGAUCCCACGAGGCUCAACGCGCGCUUCGACAAAUCAAGGAAGACGCGCUCCGCGCGCGUCGUCGCGCUGCGCGAUAUUGUAGAGGGCGAGGAGAUCUUCGCGAGUUAUGGAAGGAGCUACUGGAGCGCGCGCGGCGUCGACGUUGACGGAAGGAGCCUUCUACCAUUCAAGGAGAGGUGGCGGGCGACCUUGCUGUGGCUGUUGUUCGGGUAA
This is a messenger RNA of Pelagomonas calceolata, 798 nucleotides long. Lineage: Eukaryota; Pelagophyceae; Pelagomonadales; Pelagomonadaceae. The record is from the annotation of a GenBank genome assembly.